Molecule: messenger RNA, 3163 nt
Organism: Lineus longissimus
Lineage: Eukaryota; Metazoa; Nemertea; Pilidiophora; Heteronemertea; Lineidae
Product: kelch-like protein 3
Exons: 10
Coding region: 364-2283 (639 amino acids)
Molecular function (GO): protein binding
Source: RefSeq, a predicted model, not a curated record
CAUUGUAUCUUCAUAAAAAUGCGUUUUUGACCCUGAACAAAUCACUGUUAGCAUGCCUCUAUAAACAUGGAAUCAGUGUUCAUUUGAUGUAAUUGAUAAAAGGGUAUCCCUGUGAGCCAUCGACAAAUAAUCAGAUGCAUAAUCUUAAUACGGCUUCUGCGAUUCUGGCUCUGAAAAGUCUGAUAAAAAACUGAUAAAAUGUAUAAUUCCCCCAUUGCCAUUGCUGCUGAUUGCAUUGGCAUUGGCAUUUAUCCAUGAUGAUUUUGCCUACUGUCCCAGGUGUGGACCAUCGGAUACUCAUGGGUCUAUGUGACGAACUUCGGCAUUAUUUCCGUCCCAAGGGAGGCCUCCCAGAGGACCACAAUGCUCCGAUGUCUCAACUCAAGGGGGUCACUUCACCACAGCAAUGGACCUUUUCACCAAAAACAAAGACGACAGGACCCAAACAAAGUUCCAAUGUUUUUGUCAGAUUUUUAUGCGAGGGAAAGGAUGCCUUCCUCAUCACCCUUUGGCUCAACGACCACAUCCGCUCUUGACUCCCUUCGAGUCUUAUUCGAGGAGAAGUUUGAGCUGUUUAUGGGAGGGAACAACCAUGCCCUGUAUCUCCUACAAGGUCUCAACAAGCAGCGAAGCAGCGGACUAUUGUGUGAUGUAAUCAUAGCAGCAGACAACGAGGAAUUCCCGUGUCAUAGGAGCGUGUUGGCUGCUUGUAGUCCGUAUUUUAUGGCCAUGUUUACAGGGGAGAUGAGGGAGAGUGUGGAGAGGAAAGUAAACAUUUCGGGCAUUGACCGGGUGACCAUGCGUCUGCUCAUCGACUUCACAUACACCGCUGAACUCCAGAUCACAACAGAGAAUGCCCAACUCCUCCUGUCAGCAGCUAAUCUCAUUCAAAUUAACUCCGUAACAGAAGCCUGUUGCAAAUUCUUAGAAAAAGAAAUGGACCCAAGUAACUGUCUCGGAAUUCAUUGUUUUGCUGAAGUUCACAGCUGUACGAAACUUUCCGAGACGGCAAAGGUUUUUGCUUUGGACUACUUCUGCGAGGUUAUGAAAAAUGAGGAGUUGUUGUCACUGCCACAGGACAAGUUAGUCGAGUUUAUUCAGGAUGAUGAUCUGAGGGUUGAAUCGGAAGAUGUCGUACUCACAGCAGUGUUGAAUUGGGUCAAACACGACUUCGAUGCACGAUUGUCGAGUCUGGGGGACGUUCUCCAACAUGUUCGUCUUCUAUUGGUGGAUCCUUACUUCAUGUUCGAUACGCUGGAUUCAGAGCCAAUACUCCGGGACUCAGAAGAAUGUAAAGGGAUGAUUGAGGAAGCUAAGCGAUAUUAUGUGCUGAAGGAUCGAAGAAAAGAUGGCUCCAAUCCUCGUUGCCGCCCCCGAAAGUCAAUGCCAAUCACCACGGUCAUCUUCACAGUCGGGGGAGAGAUUUAUAACAAAAAUUACCUCAACUGUGUCGACUAUUUUGACAUUGAAGGAAACUUGUGGAGUAAGGCAAAGGACCUGCCAUUCCCACGGUGUCACCACGGUGCUGCAGUUACAGACGAAGAAAACAUUUAUAUAUCAGGUGGUUAUAAUAAGGAAAAAGUGGUGCUAAACAGCGUGCUGAGGUAUGAGGUUGCAAUCGACAAAUGGGUACAAGUCGAGAACAUGCUCCUUCCAAGGGCAAGACAUGCCAUGGCCUCUGUGGAUGGAAAGAUCUACACCCUUGGAGGAUUUGAUGGACAAGGGCGCGUAAAGUCUGUCGAGCAAUACUGCCCUUUCAAAAAUACUUGGAAGUUUGUGGCCAAUAUGAAUUAUGCUGUCAGUCGCCUACAAGCAUGUGGUUUUAAUGGCUAUUUAUAUGUCGCAGGUGGAGUAUCAGACCCCAACAAUCAGUGCAUAGAUGCCUUACAGAGGUACAAUCCUAAUACAGACGUCUGGGAAUUGCUUGCCCCGAUGCCUGUACCACGGUCCCUGAGCGGUCUAGUAACAGCUGGUGGUAAACUUUAUUCAGUGGGAGGGACGUUAGAAAUGGUAACAGCCACGCGGCAGCUUACCUGCUAUGAUGUGGAGGCAAAUCAGUGGACGGAGUUGACACCAAUGACUGAUACACGGUUUGAUGCAGGUGUCACAUCCUUGGGCAGCAAGAUCUAUGUUUUGAGCGGCCAUGAUGGAGAAAACUCAUUCUUUCAUACAAUCGAACAAUACGACACAGUCACCAACAAAUGGACAGUUCUCAACACCUCCAUGCCUUUUGGACGUUGUCGGUUUGGAUGUGUGGCAUUACACGUGAAGAAAAGACUGUAAAUGUGAGACAGCUGUUGUGCCCUAGAAUAUGAUUAAAGACGUGGACUGGUGAAAGCUGGCAAACGUAACCAAACUUGCUUAUGCAUCAACAUCGUUGUGAUGUACGAUCCGAAAUGGGCAAGGAAGGACGUCCAGAUAAGCCCGUCAUAAACCAUGAAAUAUUCGCAGCUGUCAUUGUGUGCGACCAUGUGAAUCUCUGGCGUAGCUUCAAUGUAACAUGUUGGUAAUAUUAUUACUAUAAUCAGUACAUUCUGUGUUGCUGUUUUUUUGCGCAUUUUGCCGAUUGCAAAGAGAGAUCUUGUGUUUUCUGUGCAAAUUCAAUGGACUAUGACCUGGAGAGCUCCAUAGGGAGCUGCUUCCUAUAUGGUAGCUAUACAAACAGUUAGUUUGAAAUUCUGUGAUGUUUAUUAUCUUGUUGUAAUCAAAUUGUGCAAUAUGGAAAGGUAAGAGGUAAACAAGAGACAUUCAGGUGUUCUUAUUUUGUGCGAGAUUAAAAAUAUGGUUUCUAAAAAUCAUCUUCGAUUGUGCAUGAACUUAAAUUAUACAUGUAUUAAGAUUUCAAAUAUUCAAUUUUGUCAUACACACCAUAGGCCCUUUACCAGAUAUGCCUUUACCACCUAGGGUCGGGCAAGCAAACCAUCUUUACAAUAGAUCUUCACAGUCAAAGACCCCAGGCAAUGGCUUGAGGCAUAUCUGGCAAUUAAGGGCCUAUUAAACAGUGUGUAGUGUACUUGAGACGCCAGACUUGCCUUGCUAUGCUGUUUUCUGUUGAGGUCAUUGAAUGCAAGUCACUGGUGAUCAUCUUAUGACUGAUAAAUCUCUUGAUAAUCAAAUGAUACUAUGUAUGUAAGUAAAGGGCAAUAGCUGAACUAAUAAAAUG